Lepisosteus oculatus (spotted gar) is the source of this 5954-nucleotide messenger RNA. It is a transcript of the gene s100p, whose product is annotated as S100 calcium binding protein P. The record is from RefSeq and is a predicted model, not a curated record. Gene Ontology annotation, biological process: detection of calcium ion; potassium ion transport. Lineage: Eukaryota; Metazoa; Chordata; Actinopteri; Semionotiformes; Lepisosteidae. Gene Ontology annotation, cellular component: membrane; voltage-gated potassium channel complex. Gene Ontology annotation, molecular function: calcium-activated potassium channel activity; potassium channel regulator activity.
GGGGCGAAGUCCAAAAGUCCAAAACCGGGUGAUCCAACCGAGACGGGACAAAACAGAGCUGAAAACCAGAACGGGACCCGGUACAGGGACAGGGGAAUAAAAACAGGAUGACGAGGCCAGGCGCUCCGAGCCCCGGACGCAGCUGGUCAGGACACUGAUAGGAGGCCUGUGCCCUCAAGCCGCGGGCGUAGGGCGACUUGGUGGUAGGCGGGCCUCCGGGCGUCUGUCUUCCAGUGCAGAGCCAGGAGUAGCGAGAGCCAGGAGGGGCAGGACUGGGGGCAGGGGCAUCUAAUUAGCAAAAUAAGAAAGAGCCGGCGCGCCCUUAAGAGGAGGGAUUACGAUCGUGACAACGAGAGCAGACGCAGAAAUCGUGCCUGGUCUGCACGUGGGGCCUCUUCCCUGUCACGGCUCAGAAACAGCAUGGCGCCUGCUGUCUCAGAUCGCGAAACGGACGUCACAGAAGCGGCCUCGCUGCGCUCAUGGAAGGACAUUCGGGAUUGUUUUUGUUCAGCGCCAACGGGAGGGAAUUGUGAGUUUUGAAAUUCAAGGGAUCUGACUUCGACGCCCUCUCACCUAACCUCCCCCAUCGAAGCCACAAUGUCACAGCCAGAAGGAAGCAGACUGCGUCUUCCCCGGUGUCCUGUUGAGCUGUGUGGCGCAGACACUUACUUUGAAAGGGAACGAUCUUCCCACACAAGAUCCAAUAAGCCUAUUACCGACCUGCAAAACGAAUUUACGACAGCCGAGGAUGUGUUGAUACAGUGUACACAAGGAAACAUGCAUCUUAAGAUUUUAAUAUAGGUCACCAUUUUUUUAUUUUAUGGAAAUAUACAUAAAUCCUGGGAAUAACAAUCAGUUUGCCAUGGCAUUGCAUGAGAAUGCAGUGAGAGUCACUACAGUGUUACAGCGCCAAUGGAUAAUAAAUAUUGUGCAAUAUCUACCAUUGGGUGUCAUCCUGUGAACAGAUUUAUGGAGUGAAGCACAGUUCUCUUGAGCCUCUAAACCAGAAUGCAUAACUGUCACCUUCAACUCUUUACUUAGGUGCUGUCCAUUAUAUAGCCAAUGUUUCAUGCCUCUCAAUUUUCUGCCAAUUUCAGUUUCAUGCCCCAUGCACUUCAAUUUGUUUCUUCUUUUCAAUAAUUCUGGAGUGCCUGACUGUGCCUAUAAUUGGGAACUCUCUCACCAUUCUGCUUUAAAAUCUUCAAAGCAAUGCAAGAUCCCUGAGCUUUCACAGCAGCACAGGCUUUAACACAGAGAGCGCAGGCCCAAGUGUGAACCGGGGAAGCAGGAAAAGGAACACAUUAAGAAUGCAGGCUGGGUAUUCAAGGAGUCUGUGGUUACACCCUUCCUGGGUGGCGUGAUGACAACUGCGGCUCGUCUGCAAACCGUAGGGAAGCAUCUGAUCCUCCAAGAUCAAACAUAAAACCACAGAGAGGAAAAUCAGCUCUGCAGGAAACAAUAAUGAAGCUCAUGAAACAAACCAAAAUAAUCACGCAGAUCUAAUCCUUUAAUAGCCUACUUCGAGAAUGCAAUCUGUACACAGCUGCACUUUAAAGGAGGCCUUCAGAGGAGGAUUGCUCAGCAUUGCAAACAUGGGGGACAGAACAACAAGCUCUUAGACACAAUAAAAUGGGAAGAUCUGACUUAACGUUUGGCAAAAUGUGCAAAUGAAUUAGUUUCUCCACCGCGGAAGACUGGGUAAAUUAUGCAUGCAACACACAACCCAGACCAGAGCUUGCUUUCGUACUGGAUUUGCCUUUGAAAUCACUGUUUUCAAAUGAAUGAAAGUCACAUCUCAUUUCUAACAUAGUGCACAAAAAGCAACUCCUUCCGUCCUCGUACAUUCAGAUGGACCAUUUUGCUACAGACGCUAUUACUGCACUGUUGCUACAUUUCAUUGAUAUUUCCACACGUGGUUUGAUUGGGAAAACAAUUUGUCUCAGGUGUGAGCUGAGCAUGCGUGAUUCUGCAUUAAAACGUCAGCACGGUAAAUAAGCAGCAGAGCAGGCUCCACGCUGAGCUCGAGCGAAGCUGAACAGCUCAGGUGAUACAGCCCUGGAAAGGAGAGAAUGACAAGGCAGUUAUGGCGCAAAGUUUGGGGAAGAAUCUCUCGGAACAAGCCAGCACGUUUUUGCUGUGAGCUAUUUUGUGAUAAAAGCCGUAAAUUACUUUUAUAUUUCUCCCCAGCGAUAUCUUUUGAUUCAAACAGUGUGGUUCUCUCUGUCGGAGUAAUUUAAAUGUUGUGAAUUAUUUAUGGGGCUUGGGAAGGCAAGGCGGGGUGGAGGAUAUUGAAGGGCCACUGCGUGCCGGCAGUGCGGAGGUCUGCGUCUCCGGAGAGCUGUGUGAGGGGGACCAUCUCAGAGACACCUGGCUGGAGUGUGUCUCCCACUUCCCCUGGGGCUCGAGAGAGACCCCCCCAGCAGCCGAGCCAGACCCGGACCCGCCCCGUGAGCGCGCGCCCCCGCGGGACCUCCCGGAGCAUGUUCCUCUGGACGGGAAGCAGGACUGCGCAGGGACCGGGGCCCGAGAGGAGGACGAUUUACCAGAAAAUCCGGGAGCACGACCUCCUGGACAAGAGGAAGACGGUGACGGCGCUGCGGGCCGGCGAGGACAGAGCCAUGCUCCUGGGCAUCAGCAUGAUGGGGUUCUCCGUCAUGACGUACUUCCUCCUGGGAAUCACCGUGGUGCGCUCCUACACGGAGAGCAUAUGGACAGGGGAGUCCAACUGCACUGUGCUCAACUCCAGCAUCGUGGCCGACGUGAACUGUAGCUACAGCUGUGGCUCGGACUGCUGGAAGGGCUCGAGGUACCCCUGUCUGCAAGUGUUUGUCAUGCUCAACUCUUCUGGGAAAGCAGCUCGGCUCUCCCACAACGAGGAGAUGCAGGAGCUGAAUCCUGAGUGCUUUUUUGUGCCCAAAUGCCGGAAGGACUACUCCGUGGCGCAGACGAUAAUUCGGAACAUUUCCGAGCGCCUGAAGGUGCACCAGCACUUCCCUUGCUACUACGACCCCGGGGAAGGGCAGGCCAGCGUGCUCCUGACCCGGCUGCACGGCCGCAGGGCGGUGCUGCUCUCUCUGCUCUGGCCCUCCUGCACGCUCCUGGGGGGGGCGCUCAUCGUCGCCCUGGUGAAGCUCACCCAGCACCUCUCCAUUCUGUGCGAACACAUCAACAAAAUCAAAAGAAAUAAGAAGUGGCCGGAAGAGAUGCUGAGAAGACACUACAGCACGUCAUCCUGCCAUGAGAGGGCGUGAGUGACGAAGCCCACAUCCCAUGGUCCCGGCGGGGAAGGGAGUCACUCUCCAGAGCCUGAUCCCCCUUCACGCCGAACACCAUCUCUCCAAACGGAGGGAAAACGCCCUGGAGCUGCAAGCGCAGCAUGAGCCGUUUCUGCAGUGACAUCAGCGUUGCAAACCGCUGCAAAGCAUCCAGCAGGGUGGGCCUCUUCCUGCUGUACUUGUUCUGUUGAUCGCCGGGCCGGCCCACGCAUGGAAACACUGUUCAGGGGAGGAGAACGCUGUUUCGUGGGAGUCUCCCCGGCAGGCCCAAGCUCCCUGCGGCUCUGGAGCUGCCCCUGCGCGGAGUCAGACUGCGAACAUCUGUGCUGGACGCCGAAGAGCUCUGGCAAGAGCAAGGAUGACCCCCCGCAGGAAACUGGACGCUGCAGUUUCGUUAGGGUUAGGAUUACAGUUCCUCGCCUCAGCGAGGGCCACAGUGCACUGACCGCCCAGCGGUGGUGUCCACCUGGGUCCUGGACUCACCAGCAAAAUGUGUUUGCAAUGAGCAAAGCACUCUUGUAUCACUUUAACAUACUGGAAGUACGUAAUUAAAACUGACACACACUGGAACUCAGAGCUGUUCUUAUAAAAAUGAAACCUGAGUUCUGGAAGUGGAACUCCAAAAACAGUUAAAGGUAUAAAUAUUACCUUGAUAGUACAGAAGUUAAGUAUUUCAAGUGUUGUGAAUAAGCACCGUUAAUCAUCUGUAUGUUAUCGGUGAUUUCCAUGAAGUAACAAAUUAUUCUAAAUUUCCAUGGGCAUCCUCUUUCUCUCUGAAGAGAUCAAUGUUAAUGGAGACAACCUGUGUGCGGCUCCUACGCAUUUCUGACAUAGGAAUUUGGCACCCUCUGCUGUUUAUUGUGCAGGAGAACUAGUGGACAAAAACCCGAGAACAAGUGAUAAAAACAUAGAUCAAUAUCAGAACGUACUUCUCUUCUUCCCUGAUAAAAAUGAUCUCUUGCUAAGGAAGCCCAUCUUGCUUGUUUUUUUGCUAACUGAUCUCAUCCAGCUGUUUCUUGAAACAGGAGGUAUCUGCUUCAGCAACAGGGCAGGGUAGCCUGGUCCAGCCUCCCACAACUGUACAGAUGUUUAAGUGAGAAAGUUCGUCGGUCACUUGUGAUUUAAACGCAAAGGCUGGGCGAGGCACCUGUGUAGCCAUUUCAUCCUGAUUUGAGGUUCAUAAUCAGACCAGCUGAUUCCUACAAAGUCCUACAUAACAUACACCUUAGAAAUGGCUCUCACACCCAUGAUCUGCAGUUUGUGUUCCUUGUGCUGUAUCCCAGAAAAGCCACAAAACUUCUGGAGCUCCAGGAAGCUGGAGAGCACCGCGAGAGGGAGGAGACGGGUUGAUGCGCGUCCCCUAGAUCAUCAUCACAUCCUUGAGGUCCACCAGCACUCACUAACAGACAGUCUGACAGAUAAGGGCUGAGCUACACCCACUGCCUUCUAUCUGUGAGAAAGCUGAAGAUCCACUGGCAGGUGGAAAGUGGGACACUCUACUGUAACAAGGGAAGAGGUGAGCAGUGAGUGCCAGGACCUCACAGAACUAGAGGAGCUCAUCAGAAUGCAAGAGCUACGAUCGUCACUAAUGAGCCCGUUCUUCAAACCCACACUAAAACUCAUUCAGACAUUUCAUUAUGUUGUUAUAGUCAGACAGUCAGCUCUAACAUUGGGAGGACAAAGUUUUGUCAUUUGCGAUAACAGGUACAGUACAUACUUGUCCAGGCAGUGUCGAAAGGAACAGGACAGAAGUUCACAAGACGAGAGUCACUUAGGGGCAGCUGGCAUGGCUUCCAGACACACUCCUGGGCUGUAAACACCCUGCUGAUCAGCCCUGCUGACUCCAAUGUCACGCCUGUUUGUCAAAAUGUUAGUGUACAUGCUACCAACAAUUAGCAUUUUCCUGAUGAUCAUCUGGUGAAUUAGAUCCUGUUUUAAUUGUUUUCUUUUAAUGCUCACUAUAGAAUUACAAACAUCAUGCAUGAGCCUGAGCAAGCCUGCACUGAUGAGCAAAGAAAAAAAGAAAAACAUCUCACCCACAGAGUGCAUGCGAAAUAAAGGCCACCCCCGUACCUCUGGUAGUAAUGUGUUACAUUUUAUCAUUUAAUCUGAGGACAAUCCGAGGCGUUUUGCUGAUGAUGCCAACAUGACACUGCUGAAGUCAUAAAAGAAAAGGCCUUUUUGUCAGCACGGCGCAGUCACGCAGGGUUCAAACUGUAACACACCCCCCAAAAGCAUUCAAAUAAACAUACUGCAGCAUUUACAGCUGUAUGUUUAAAAAAAGCAGCUGCCCAAUAAUUUGCAGUUUGGAGAAGGCCUUGGCACUCCUCUUUCCUGUAACGUGAGCGGGCAAGCUUUACAGCUCCAGUAAUGAUUACUCACUGCUGCCACACGCACGUAAAAGAUCGCAAAAAAAAGUACAAACUAUUUAUUUCGAAAAACCCAAAUAAAGCGGGCACGUGGCCAAACCGCAGGCUACUGGCGGAACCGACCAUGUCACUUGCAGCGAGCAGCUGGCUGCUGGGGUGUCCGGUGGAGGGGGCCCCACUGCGCUCACCCCCUCCCCCAGGAGCUGCCGGAGCUGGGGGUCACAGCGAAGGCCUCGACCUUCCCCUCCACUCACCUUCACGGUCCGGCCCCCGGCCCGCUGACGAACUCGCUAGGCACCGACGGCAACAC